This is a messenger RNA of Pogonomyrmex barbatus (red harvester ant), 818 nucleotides long. RefSeq lists its product as uncharacterized. The record is from RefSeq and is a predicted model, not a curated record. NCBI's taxonomy places the organism in Eukaryota, Metazoa, Arthropoda, Insecta, Hymenoptera, Formicidae.
AAUAAUUUUAUAAUUGUCAUUUAUUAUAAUGCAUAUUAUUUAAAUAUUGAGAACUUGGACGUUUUCAUCAAAACACAUUUUACAUUGAUGAUGUAUUACGCUAAUAUACUUUCACUAUUCUACUAAAUAGAGCGUAUUAUUCGAAAAAAACUCGUAAAGUAUAAAGACAAUUUCACCUGUUCGGUACUGCGUUCAGUACUCUCGCAUUCGUUCAGCGAGACAUUAACGAACAAGACUGCUUAUUCAUCUCAUCAUUAUAAACAUUUAAUUAAACUAUUAAAUAUAAUAAUGCAGACUAAAUAUAAUUUUAAUUUGUGUUUGAUACACGUUGUAAUGAUAUUACUUGUCACAAAUACUAUUACGGCCAAUUUAUUGGAUAAACUUUCAGAAAUGGCUUUAACAGAUCCACAAGUUGUAAAUAAAAAAGAAAUGUCAAAACAAGAAAAAGAAGAUGUUUUAUCAAUGGGACAAUACUUUCAAGAUAUAUUUUCGGAACAUUUGGCUCCUCUUAAAAUUGAAUUUGGUCACGUUUGUGAGAAUCCUAGUGAAUGGGAACAAAGAUUCGAACGAAAAGAUUUUGACAACAAUCGUUAUAGCGGCAAGGUGAAAUGGGGUAACAAAAAUGGAGAAUAUGGCGAGCAAUAUUGGGACUUGAAUCAUUAAUUUUAAUGAAGAUUAAUUAUUUAAAAACAAAUAUUGAUGUGUGUGAUUUAUUUAAUAAAAAUUCUUUGUUUGAAAUUAUUUCCAUUAUUUACUUUAGUAAGACAAUUGUGAAAUAAAGAUUUUAAAAAUAAAAGAUUCAAGAUUAUAAAUGAAAA